Messenger RNA from Erigeron canadensis, 1192 nucleotides. RefSeq names its product GDSL esterase/lipase EXL3-like. Gene Ontology annotation, molecular function: lipase activity. Bases 5 to 1060 code for a protein of 351 amino acids. Gene Ontology annotation, biological process: lipid metabolic process. The transcript has 5 exons. The record is from RefSeq and is a predicted model, not a curated record. NCBI's taxonomy places the organism in Eukaryota, Viridiplantae, Streptophyta, Magnoliopsida, Asterales, Asteraceae.
AGCAAUGCAGCCUUUCUUCCUUCACAACCUUUUUUCUUUCCUUCUUCUUCUGUUUUUGCUUCUGUUGCAUUUUCGUUGCAACGGAAGCUCGAUAGUCCCAGCAGUUAUCGUGUUUGGAGACUCCGUAGUGGAUACAGGAAACAACAAUAACUUGCAAACAAUUUUUAAGGUGAAUUAUCCUCCUUAUGGCCAAGACUUUUCCGGAGGACAACCCACUGGCAGGUUUUCAAAUGGCAAAGUUCCAUCUGACUUUUUUGUGGAAGAACUCGGUGUCAAAGAGGUGUUACCACCUUAUCUUGGCCCAAACCUUCACAUUGAAGAUCUAUUGACUGGAGUAAACUUUGCAUCAGGAGGCGGUGGAUAUGAUCCCCUUACAUCUGAACUUGCGUCAGUGAUAUCGCUUGAGGGACAAAUAGAGUUAUUCAAAGAGUAUAUAGAGAAGGUGAAGACAAUGGCAGGGGAAGAUGCAGCAAACACAAUUUUAAGUAAAGCCCUGUUCAUAUUAGCAACAGGCAGCAAUGAUGUCACCAAUACCUACUUCAAGAACCCUUUGAGGAAAUAUCACUAUGACUUUGACUCAUACACUGGUCUUUUAGUCGAUUCUGCUUCCUCCUUCUUGCAGAAUUUAUACAAUUUAGGUGCUCGAAGAAUCGGUAUUUUUGGUGUACCACCAAUAGGAUGUUUACCAUCACAGAGAACUUUGGAAGGAGGAACACUAAGAGAAUGUGCACAGAAGUAUAAUGAGUUAGCAGUGUUAUUCAACAACAAACUAUCAAUGGAAAUCAAUUACUUAAACCUCAAUCUCCCUUUUGCAAGGAUGGUUUACAUUGAUGCUUAUUAUCUUCCACUUGACAUCAUUCAGAAUCCUACAAAAUAUGGGUUUGAUAUUUCAAACAUAGGCUGUUGCGGCACAGGUACUAUAGAGGUAGCAUUUUUAUGCAAGUUCACAUGUACAAAUGUGUCGGAAUACGUUUUUUGGGAUAGCUUUCAUUUUACACAGAAUGCAUACAAAAUCCUUGUUGAUGAUUUUCUCAACAAAAACAUGAACUUACUAACGUGACGAUGGCUCGUCGUAACGUUCAUCUUUUGGCUUUCGUCCUCUAUGUGUGACAUCUUUUGGUCUUCGGGCCGAUUACCAUUGUUGGGAUUCUUAAUGGAUCCAUAUAUACUAAAGAUUCAUCAGUUUAUGAUC